This is a messenger RNA of Meleagris gallopavo (turkey), 1048 nucleotides long. The record is from RefSeq and is a predicted model, not a curated record. Lineage: Eukaryota; Metazoa; Chordata; Aves; Galliformes; Phasianidae.
ACAACAGCACCUCCUAUGACCGUGCUCUGGAAAAAAUUUCCAAAUGCUUCUGACGUCACAGCCAUUGGCUUUACGCUGCCUGGAUACCAAAGAGUGUUUUUUAACUCGUGGAGAACCGCGCUGUUGCACCAAGCUCUACCCGCCAGCCCUGGCUGUGUUAAGAUCCUCCUCUUCUAUGUCAUCUUCUACGGCUGCCUGGCAGGGAUCUUCAUUGGGACCAUCCAAGUGAUGUUACUCACCGUCAGUGAAUUUGAACCCAAGUACCAGGACCGUGUGGCACCCCCAGGACUGACUCAAGUCCCUCAGGUACAAAAGACAGAAAUUUCCUUUACUGUCUCCGAUCCCAAAAGCUAUGACCCAUAUGUGAAGAAUCUGGAGGGGUUCUUAAGCAAGUACAGUGCUGGUGAGCAGACUGACAACAUCGUAUUUCAGGACUGCGGAGACGUACCUAUGGAUUACAAAGAGAGAGGACCAUACAAUGAUGACCAAGGUCAGAAGAAGGUCUGCAAGUUCAAACGUGAGUGGCUGGAGAACUGCUCUGGGCUACAGGAUAACACCUUUGGGUACAAGGAGGGCAAACCAUGCAUUCUCGUCAAGCUCAACAGAAUUAUCGGCUUCAAACCUAAGGCACCAGAAAAUGAGAGCCUCCCCUUAGGUCUUGCAGGAAAAUACAACCCCUUUCUCAUUCCUGUCCACUGUGUUGCCAAGAGGGAUGAAGACUCAGACAAGAUCGGCACGGUGGAGUACUAUGGGAUGGGUGGUUACCCGGGCUUUGCCCUGCAGUACUACCCGUACUAUGGCAAGCUCCUGCAGCCACACUACCUGCAACCACUGGUGGCAGUGCAGUUCACCAACCUGACCUACGAUGUGGAAGUGCGUGUGGAAUGCAGGGCCUAUGGGCAGAACAUCCAGUACAGCGACAAAGACCGCUUCCAGGGACGCUUUGAUAUUAAAUUUGACAUAAGAAGCAGCUGAUUGUAAGCACAACUCUCUCUCUCCCCCUCUUCCUCCUAGCCAUUUAAAAAAGGUUUAAAAAAAAGAACAAAAA